AUGGCCGCAGCACUUGUUUCUUUCAUCUUGGGGCAACUAGCGACUAUCACUUUUGAGACUGCGUGGCAAGAGCUGAAGCUGGUGAUAGGCGUUGAGGAAGAAGUCAGAAAGCUUCAAAGCAAUUUUGAGGUCAUCCAGGAAGUGGUUGAAGAUGCUGAGGUAAAGCAAGUUAUGGACAAAAGUGUAAAGAGAUGGAUAGAUAAGCUCAAAGAUGUAGCGUAUGACAUGGAGGACGUGCUUGAUGAGUGGACUACUGCACUUUCCAAAUUAAAGCCAGAUGAAGCUGAAAGUGCUUCGGUCCCCAAGAAGAAGGUACGUCUUUCACGGUUACCUUUUAAUUUGGGUGGUCAAGUUGUUAGGGGGUAUGACAUCGGUGAUAAAAUACGAAGAAUCAAUGUAGAGUUGGAUGAAAUUGCUAGAGAGAAAGAUAGAAACCAUUUUGCUAGAAGUGAAAUUACACAACCUCGACGAUUAGAAAGAACCACGGCCUAUGUUGAUGUCUCUGAGAUCAAAGGUCGAAAUGAUGUUAGAGACAACAUAGUGAGCAAAUUGACCAGCGAUGAAGGAUCCAUUCAGACCGUCUCUAUAAUAGGGAUGUGUGGGAUCGGGAAAACUGCUCUUGCUCAAUUGGUGGUUAAUCAUGUUAAAGGUCAAAACUCCUUUGACGAUGUAGUUUGGGUUUGUGUUUCGGACUUUUUUGAUCAGAUCAAAAUUGCAAGAGAGAUUUUAGAAGGCCUUGGAUGUGGUUCAUCUCGAGAUUUAAUUUCACUACAAGGCCUGUUGGACAAUAUUGCUGAGAAAGUCAGGGAUAGAAAAGUUUUUAUUGUCUUCGACGACGUCUGGACAGAGCGUGAAGCAGAUUGGGAAGCACUAAGAGCUGCUCUGCAACAUUGCAAGCAUGGAAUUAGGAUUUUGGUGACUACUCGAAAAGAAUCGGUGGUCAAGGUGAUUAGAUCAUCUCAUGUGUUUCGUUUAGAACUGUUGUCAGACGAGAUAUGUUGGGAGAUUCUUAAAUCAAAAGCAUUUUUUGGAAGGGGGGAGAGUGAGCGUAGAGAUCUAGAGGAUGUUGGGAUGAGAAUUGCAAAAAAGUGUAAAGGUUUGGCGCUUGCUGCAAAAGAAUUAGGAAGUUUGCUACGACAAAAAAGGAGGAGAGUGGAAUGGGAAAGAGUGUUGAAUAGUGGGUUUUGGGAAUUAGAGAUAGCAGAAGAAUAUAUUUUCAGACCUCUAUUGUUGAGUUACUAUGAUUUACCCUCAACAAUAAGACGAUGCUUGUUAUAUUGUGCUAUAUUUCCCAAGGAUUAUGUGAUGGGGAAAGAUGAAUUGAUUGUGCACUGGAAGAUGCAAGGCUUUUUGAACUCUGUCGACGACGAUUCGGAGAUGGAGUUGAAAGGUGAAGAAUACUUUGAGUACUUGGCAGAUCGUUCCCUCUUUCAAGAUUUGGAAAGGGAUGAUUAUGGCAACAUAUUUGUAGGUAAGAUGCAUGACUUAGUACAUGACUGUCUCCUGUUUAUGACAAAAGAUGAGAUUGUGACGAAGGAGGUUGAUUCGAAAGAAACUUGGAACCUGGAUUUAGUUUCCAAAAGAGCUCGUCAUUCAAGUAUAAAAAUCAGCCAACCCAACUCAUUUCCUAUUUGUAUAAACGGAGUAGAAAAAUUGAGGACUCUUAUCACAAUCGGCGAAAGCUAUGAUGUCACCUCUGAAGGCUUAAAGAAGUUAUUCAGUGAAGCCAAAUGCCUGAGAUUAUUGGAUUUUCAGUUGCCGAGAAUCAGAAAAGUUUCUGAAGAAAUCCAAGUUCCAGAAGAAAUAGGCAACUUAAUUCACUUGAGAUAUCUCACUUUUCUUUCUUAUCAGAGUCUGGAAUUGCCUGAAUCAGUUUGUGAUCUGCGAAAUUUGGAAUACUUGAAUAUCGUCAACUGUAGUGAACUACCCAAAGAGAUGGAGAAGUUGAUCAACUUGAAGUAUCUUUAUACUCGUGACUGUAAUAGGCUAAGCCAUUAUCCUAAAGGGAUUGGGAGAUUAACAAGUCUUCAGAGAUUAGAUCGAAUCAUUGCUAGAGUCGACUGCAAUCAUACUAAAGACUUCAGUGUUGGAGAUUUUCAAAACUUGGAUCUGCUGCGCGGAGACCUUUGGUUAGAAUUGGAAGGAAACUGGAUAAAUAUAGAAGAAGUUGAGAGAGCUAAGCUUCACAAAAAGAUACAUCUCAUGGAAUUGAGGGUGGUUUUUAGGAGUAAUAAUGCAGGACAUGAAAUGAAGGAUAAUUUCAUUAAGGCUUUGAACCCACGUCCCAACUUUCACAUCCACUUUUUUGGUAUUUAA
Gossypium raimondii (Peruvian cotton) is the source of this 2316-nucleotide messenger RNA. Its product is annotated as putative disease resistance protein RGA3. Gene Ontology annotation, biological process: defense response to other organism. Lineage: Eukaryota; Viridiplantae; Streptophyta; Magnoliopsida; Malvales; Malvaceae. The transcript has a single exon. The coding region runs from base 1 to 2316 and encodes 771 amino acids. Gene Ontology annotation, molecular function: ADP binding. The record is from RefSeq and is a predicted model, not a curated record.